CGUGGGUCCCGCGGGGCCGGGUGUGAGGCCGGUGCGGGGCCGGGUGAGCCCGGUGCGGGGCCGAGUCGUGUGUACCUCGCCAGCUGUGUAAUGAAUCCCAGUAUGAAGCAGAAACAAGAAGGAAUCCAAGAGAAUGGAAAGAACAGUCCUGUCCCGAGAAGAACUCUGAAGAUGAUUCAGCCUUCAGCAGCUGGAUCUCUUGUUGGAAGAGAAAAUGAGUUGACCAAAGGUGUAUCAAAAAGGAGACAUCGAAAUGACCAGUUAACUUCCAAGACUUGUAAGACUUCUGGUGAUGUUAUUGUCUCAGAACAGAAUGAAAACAAAAAUCUUGACGGAGUGACCCAGGAAGCAUUCGAUCUUAUGGUUAAAGAAAAUGCACCUUCUCAGUAUUGGAAAGAAGUGGCAGAAAAACGGAGGAAGGCUCUCUAUGAAACACUUAAGGAAAAUGAGAAACUUCAUAAAGAGAUUGAACAGAGGGACAAUGAAAUCGCCCGCUUGAAAAAGGAGAACAAAGAAUUGGCAGAAGUAGCCGAACAUGUUCAGUAUAUGGCACAGGUAAUAGAGACACUGAGCGGUAGAUCCCUGCAUGACCUUGAGUCACCCGACAGCCAGGAAUUUGAUUCUGAAGAGGAAGCUGGUGAGGAUUUUGAGCAGGAAGCUGCUGAGGAUUCUGAAGAGGAAGACUUAGAAACUGGCGUCUGUGCUGAAGAAGUAGUGAGCUCCUCCACAGAUGCAAACCCGGGCAUGUGAGGCUCAGGGCUGUGUGACUCUUGAGCAAUGUGCUGCCGAAGCUGAGCUCCGCUGUUCUUGAGAGCAGAGUAACUGCAUCCUGCACAUUCUGCAAGCUGUUGUUCAACUACUGCGACCCUACUGUAUGAAAAUACAAAUACUAUGUAUUUUUAAUGUGUGAUGUUUUAUUUAAAUAACAUUUUCUCAGUUCUCACACAAGACUUGUGUAUAUGAUAAAUAAAUAAACUUUAGACUUUAAAU
This is a messenger RNA of Ochotona curzoniae (black-lipped pika), 990 nucleotides long. It is a transcript of the gene GMNN, whose product is annotated as geminin DNA replication inhibitor. Lineage: Eukaryota; Metazoa; Chordata; Mammalia; Lagomorpha; Ochotonidae. Gene Ontology annotation, cellular component: nucleus. Gene Ontology annotation, biological process: negative regulation of DNA replication; negative regulation of cell cycle. The record is from RefSeq and is a predicted model, not a curated record. Bases 91 to 750 code for a protein of 219 amino acids. The transcript has 7 exons.